GCGAAGCAUGAAAGCGGCUUCCUGGUGGGGGCGGGGGAGGAAAUGGCCUGUUUGAAUCCUUGCAAGCAGCACCAGGAGCGAUAAUCGAUAAUCUCGCAGCGGCUGCAUGUGCAGCAGGAGGAAGCCGAGCCCUUGCUCCCCAUAGGAAGGGGGCCAGAUCCCCGAAGAGGUGAGCUCUCAAGUGGGUUGCAUGCAGCUUCCAUUUACAGUGGUACCUCGGGUUGCAGACGCUCCAGGUGACAGACUCCGCUAACCCCGCAGUAGUACCUCGGGUUAAGAACUUUGCUUCAGGGUAAGAACAGAAAUCCUGCAGAGGCAGCGGGAGGCCCCAUUAGCUAAAGUGGUGCUUCAGGUUAAGAACAGUUUCAGGUUAAGAACGGACCUCCGGAACGAAUUAAGUUCUUAACCCGAGGUACCACUGUAUUACGAUGGAGGAGUAGGGGGGCAGAGUGGUAUUCAUUGCAAUUGCAAAAAAAGAGAGGAAGGAAUUUAAUGAAUGCUUGUAGGCGCAAGCGAGGUUAAGAGCAGCUGGUGUCAGCCAGCAGUGACGUCCCCUCCCUCUUUCCACCCAGGCCAGAGCAAAAUGCUCACACAAAACCCUUCCCAUGUCAGUGAAUCCGUAACAUUACACACACACACACUGUGGUACCUCAGGUUACAGACGCUUCAGGUUACAUACGCUUCAGGUUACAGACUCUGCUAACCCAGAAAUAGUACCUCGGGUUAAGAACUUUGCUUCAGGAUGAGAACAGAAAUCGUGUGACAGCGGCAGCAGGAGGCCCCAUUAGCUAAAGUGGUGCUUCAGGUUAAGAACAGUUUCAGGUUAAGAACAGACCUCCAGAACCAAUUAAGUUUUUAACCCGAGGUACCACUGUAUAUAUAUUUAACUGCAGUUGUGUUGCGUUUCAUCGUGAACUGCAAAAGAACAUGCUGUAUAAGGAACAUGCGCCAAAUCCGGCUUUUAUUGGGCGUAUCGUUUCAAAGUGUGUGCACGUGUGUGUGUGUGUGUGUGAGCACUCCAUACCCUCCAACAUUUCUGCGAUGAAAAUUGGGAUGUCCUAAGGAAAAGCGGGAUAUUCCAGGAUCAAAUCAGCAAGCGGGGCGGCUUCUGUAAAUCCAGGACCGUCCCUGGAAAAUAGGGGCAGUUUGGAGGGUCUGGAACUUCCCCUGCAAAACUAAAACGCCGACAAAAACCAGACCCAUAUACUUGUUCCCAGGCCGUCCUUCUAGGUCGUGGGUUCUGCCAAGUUCAGUGUCAGUCUGGUUUGUCUCUACCAUUAAGUAGACAGUUUUCUGCCCUGCGAGUCACUAGCCCAUGGCCCUUUCCUGCCCUGCUCACUUUCUAUGGAGAUAAGGUAAUUUCAUAGCCAGGACUAUAGUUAACUUGGAUGCUAAACAUGGGCGUAGGCAGGAAAGCAGCCCCCGCAAUCAAGUAAAUAAAUAAAAAUACUUGAAGUAUAAAUUGUGGAAAGAUUUUGACAGGUUUUUCUGAGCACUUGUGGUCAGAAGAAAGUAAUUAAAAAAAAAAAGUUGUCCAGACACUUCAUUCCGAAUCUGAUAGUCAGAGCCAGACGGGUAGAGAAUGGUGACAGGUGGGUGUCCUGCCCCCCCCCCCAAAAAAACAUAAAUUCUGGCUAUGCCCAUGAUGCCAAACAAAAGCUGUGUGUUUAUUUUGAGACGGGGUGUGUUUGGGAUCUAGAAAUGUUCUAAGCGACGGGGGUGUUCGUUUUAUCGAUUCCAGUCAUGGUAGGUAUGCCUGUCUCCUGUAGCAAAAGACAGACAGACAGACUAACUGAUGAAACCUUAAUGACCGAACACAUUAAUUGUGGUUUAAGUUUUUGUCUGCUACUACAGUCCACUUGGGACGCGGGUGGUGCUGUGAUCUAAACCACAGAUUCCAUGACAUCUCAAGGGACGCAGAUGGCGCUGUGGGUUAAACCACAUAGCCUAGGGCUUGCCGAUCAGGAGGUUGGCGGUUCGAAUCCCUGCGACGGGGUGAGCUCCCGUUGUUCAGUCCCAGCUCCUGCCCACCUAGCUGUUCGAAAGCACGUCAAAGUGCAAGUAGAUAAAUAGGUACCGCUCUGGCGGGAAGGUAAACGGCGUUUCCGUUCGCUGCUCUGGUUCACCAGAAGCAGCUUAGUCAUGCUGGCCACAUGACCCGGAAGCUGUACCCGGAAGCUCCCUCGGCCAGUAAAGCGAGAUGAGCACCGCAACCCCAGAGUCGGCCACGACUGGACCUAAUGGUCAGGGGUCUCUUUACCUUUACAGUCCCUUUCAUCAGAUGCAUUAAGUGUUAUGAAUGACAGGUGCCGUGGAGUCUAUAUCUGUGUGUAUGUGUGUGUGUGUGUGUGUAUCUAUAUAUCCAUGGAUAGCCUUAUCCUCCAUGAAUUUAUCUAAUCCUCUUUUAAAGCCAUGCUGAGUUGCCUCCUAUGGGCCCUUCUUUCCCCUGACUACCUAUAGCACAAUGAGUGUAUGUAUGUGCAUUUCAUAUAACUUAUGCCAAUGUCGGAAUUCAAGUGUUUUGCAGUGGGAAAUUUGAGUUGCUUGGAUGCAGAUUGUUAAUAUUUUUCAUAGAAUUGUAGAGUUAGAAGGGACCCUGAGGGUCAUCUAGUCUAACCCCCUGCAAUGCAGGAAUAUGCAGCUGUCCCAUAUGGGUAUCGAACCUGCAGCCUUGGUGUUAUCAGGACUACGUUCUACCCAACUGAGCUAUCCAGGCUACUAAUGGCACAUACGUAAGAGUAGGGAUGAAGAGAAAUUAAAUUCAAUUUCUUUCAGUAUCUCACUUUCUAGUAUUUAGUUCUGUUCUCCACACUUCCACAUCAGCUUGCAAUUUAUAUUUUCAAGUCCUGGUGAAAAUCAAUUCACAUUUUACUGCUAGUUACUCCUAAUAUGCACAGUUUUGUAUGCAGUUUCUUCUAAUACAAUUCUGUUUUGUUUUCACUAAUAUACACAUUUCAACGCUCACUUCACUCUAUCCAUUUUUGUUCACAUUACAUGGCUGAAGGACUGCAUUGCAAAAAUUGGAGAAGCGUAAAUUUCAAAGGAUGGCUCUUUCGUUUUGCGUGUUUUUUUCCAGAAAAUGCCAAUUGCGUAAGAUCGCCUUCAAAUGCAAACUGAAUCAAAUUUCUCUACCAAUCCCACUGAAGAGCCUUGGCUGCAUUGCUUACAGGAAGACAGUGCAAAAGAAUAAACUUCCUGCAUUUCAUGGACUGGUUAAGAUAUUACAAAAUCCAGGAAACAGGACAGGACACUGAACCCGGUGUCAUUAAUUUGUCUUAGCCACAAGAAAGUAUGUGUGUGUGUGUUUAGUUUUAAAAGCAUCAAGCUUCAAACAAGUUCUCUUUGGCUCCCUUUUUGGAUUUGAUUAAUCACGAAAAUAAUGCCUACGUUACUGUGAUUGACAAAACAGAGUAUUUUUAAUUUACAUGGCAAAAAGUUUCACAUUUCUCCUCCGUCAGCUACCCUGCUAAAAAUAAUAAUAUUCUGUUUCCAUCAUUCCACCAUGUGGUUAUAGAGCUUUGAGCAGAAACUAGCCUACUGAACAAAAGUAAAAUGUGCAUAUAAGGCCCUAAAAAUGAAAGAAAUUUCCCACCCCAGACGUGGGAAUAUCAGUUUAGCAGGUUAAUUUUGGGGGUCUCUCUCUCUCUCUCUCUCUCUCUCUCUCUCUCUCUCUCUCCAGCCUUCUGUUUUCUGUAUGUCUUCCCUGCAGAAGCAAAACCUUGUGUGUGAUGCUGACAUCUGUAUGUCUAAACCCCCUAAAUAAUUUGUAGCACGAUCGGGAAAAGGAAAAAAAGGACCCUGGGAGAUCAGUUUGAGGAACCGGCACCGUUUGCCCAAUGCUCGCAGCAAGAGAGGGAGGUCUGUGAGCAACACCCGGUGCAGGCCGACGUUGGCACAAAGCUGGAAAGGACAAAAUGGCCGCCGAGCGGGCAGCGGCAGCCAACCUCCAGAUGGCGGGAGACCAAGUGCUGCAGAUAAAAAUGGAAGAGGAGGAUGAGGAAGAGGAAGAUGGACCGGCGAAAGGGCCUUGCGUCAUCCGGGCCGGGAGCCUGAGGGACAUUUUGGGAUGGCCAGGGCCGGAGCAGGUCAAGCAGGAGCUGGACGAAGAGGUGCCUCCGUGCUGGGAAGCCCAUGGCCAGGAGCACCUGAGACUCAUCCAGGCGCCUCAUUCGAGAUGGGGACCCCCUCAGCAGCCGGAGGAGCUCAUCCUGAGGCAACGAGGAGCAGGGAGACGGGAGCAGCAGGUAAAAAGCAGGGAGCCAGGGAUCAAACCAAAGUGCUUGCCCACCUGUGAGCAGGUCGGCUGCUUCUGCUGAUUUACAGAGCCCUGGGAGACCUAUUGUGGUUCCUGAGGUUUGGUUGCCCUUUACUAUGUAGUAUGACAGGCUGUGGCCUGUGGAACUCCCUGCUGGUAGAUGCAUAGCUGUCAACUUUUCCCUUUUCUUGCGAGGAAUCCUAUUCGGAAUAAGGGAAUUUCCCUUAAAAAAAGGGAAACGUUGACACUAUGGGUAUAUGCACAGCAGGAAUCGUUCCUGCUUUUAGACGUUGCCUGUGUCGUUCAAACAAGCCUUUGCAAUGUCUUUUUUUUAAUAAUAAUUUUUAUUAGUUUUCAGUUAUAAUCCAAUAAUAGCCUCAUUAUAACAAUACCAAAUUAUAAGUCCUACCUUGGUUUUAUUAGUUUUCAGUUAUAAUCCAUUAAUAGCCUCAUUAUAACAAUACCAAAUUGUAAGUCGUACCUUGGUUUUCAAAGAGCUUAGUUCUCAAACGUUUUAUUUCCCAAACGCCGCAAACCCAGAAGUGACUGUUCCGGUUUGUGAACUAUUUUUGGAAGCCGAACGUCCGACGGGGCUUCCACGGCUUCUGAUUUUCUGCAGGGACUUCCUGCAGCCAAUCAGAAGCCGUGCUUUGGCUUCUGAACGUUUUGGAAGUUGAACGGACUUCCGGAAUGGAUUCCGUUUGACUUCCAAGGUAUGACUGUACUAAUACCAAUUGUUCAAAUACCAAGUUACAUAAUUUAGGUCCCCACCCACCCACAUUCUAGAAUUGAUGGAUUGAUGAUUUUCUUCAUUUCUGCGUUCCAAAAUCUUACUAAUUUCAAUUACAUUUCGGUCAAAAUAAUAAUCCCUUAUACAACAACUGCAAUAUUAAUAACUUCUAUUUGUGUUGACACAUUAAAUUAUUUAUAGAACUACAAUUGAGGCACUCAAACUAUAUCCUUGUUCCUCCUGCGUGUGGCAAUUAUUCCGUCUGUGGUGUUUCUUCCUGUCCUUGCAAGAUGUUAUGUCUAUCUUUUCCCAGUUGUUGCUGUUCUCCAUCAUGCCUUGGACGGAGCUGAUAUCCCAUUGUUUCUCCAUAGGCCUUUGCAAUGUCAAUUUCUUUUUACUCACCAGCAUUCAUAGAUGUUUUUACUGUUGUAUUUAUUGAAUUUCUUAAAUUUAAUAUACAGUGGUACCUUGGAAGUCGAACGGAAUCCGUUCCAAAAGUCCGUUUGACUUCCAAAACAAUUGGAAACCAAAGCGCGGCUUCCGAAUGGCUGCAGGAAGCUCCUGCAGCCAAUCGGAAGCCCUGUCAGACAUUCGGGUUCCAAAGAACGUUUGCAAACCAGAACACUCACUUCUGGGUUUGCGGCGUUCAGGAACCAAAACGUCUGGGGUUCCUCACCCACUGUAGUAGAUAAAUGAACACGUAGCAUGCGUGAACCAACAGCCCUCUGCCUUUGUUCCCAGGUGCCGGUCCUUUUUGACGAGAUGGACGUCCAUUCCCCGGAGGCCGACCACACCUUGCUGGACAGACGGCGGUAUCUCCGCAGGGAGGCCAAGCAGAGGCUGGAGAGGGAAGCCAGCUCACUCGGUAAAGGCUCAUUCUGCCCCCGAGACACCAGCCGGGGGCAUGCGUGUAUUCUGCGUGCUGAAUGUUGCGUCCUGAAAACCUCUGUCGGUCACCACCAUUACUGCUUUGCCUGAUUGCAGCUUUUGGCGGGGUGUGUGUGUGGUGCCACAUCUAUAUGCAGGGCAGGGAAACAGGACCACCGGCAGACGAGGGAGCAGUUUUUGCAUCUUUGCAGGGGGCGGGUGGAGAACUGCGUGCAGCUUUGUAGUUGCGGUACAUGUGGAUAUUUCUGAGCUGAAGAAAACACAGAGCGCUGCCUUGUACCAGAUCUGACCAGGGACCUACCUACCCGAGCUCUCUCUUAGGGCCACAUGACAGGGGGGCGCCGGGCAGGGGCAAAAGUGGGUGAAGAAACAGAUGUAACUCUUAACUUUUGUAAUGUAGACUUACAUUCCAGCAAGAAACACCCCCUAAAAGAGAUUUCCCUUUCUCUACACACACCGUUCUCUCCAUCCGGUCAAGCAAAAAGGAGUGAUUUCACUCUCAGGCAACAUUUGAUCCAUGCAGAAUGACUCCUAAGAGGGCCAGAGCAAGACCCCUGAGGGCAUGGUCUGGGAAGAAGGGGUGUGCCUUAGGGAGGCUCCUGAGGGCCAGGUCAAUAUGUCUGCAGGGCCACUUUUGGACUCUGGGCUUGAGCCUCCUCAACUUUGCCUUAGAUCAAGGCAGUCCAACAUGUGGCCCUUGAGGCCUCAUUUGGCGGCCCUCGGCAACAUUUGAAGCCCUCAAGCUACCUUGCCAAAGGCAGGUAGGGGAAGCCCGGGGCUUGGGAAGGAGGUGUGAGGGCUCUGACAGGGUCCUAGAGUCCUCUUGCCUCCCUCCCAAAGCCUAGCUAGCGCUUUUUCAGUUUAUCCGGCUUUGUGAAUGCAGCAUGAGGGCUGUGGUGCGGGGCUCAAAUUUUGGCCUCGGUUCCCUGCCAACAUGAGCGACAAGGUAGUUCCGUGUCAAGGUACUCUUGCAGCCCGCUUGGUAUAGAAAAUUGGACCUCCCUCUGCCUUAAAGGUAAAGGUAAAGGGACCCCUGACCAUUAGGUCCAGUCGUGACACUCUGGGGUUGCAGCGCUCAUCUCGCUUUACUGGCCGAGGGAGCUGGCAUACAGCUUCCGGGUCAUGUGGCCAGCAUGACUAAGCCGCAUCUGGUGAAUCAGAGCAGCGCACAGAAACGCUGUUUACCUUUCCGCAGGAACAGUACCUAUUUAUCUACUUACACUUUGACGUGCUUUUGAACUGCUAGGUGGGCAGGAGCAGGGACUGAGCAACGGGAGCUCACCCCGUCGCAGGGAUUUGAACCGCCAACCUUCUGGUUGGCAAGUCCUAGGCUCUGUGGUUUAACCCACAGCACCACCCGCGUCCCCCCCUCUGCCUUAGUUGAACUAAAAAGAGAGUGCUGAGGUUCACCCUCUCCCACUUCCCUGUUGGCAACAGCUGGCUCUGCCCUGCCGAUGCCACAUUUCCCGAAGAUGAGCCGCCGUGGCACCAACUGGUCGUACGCCGAGGUGAUUGAUCUCCUGGAUAUCUGGGGGGAGCAGAGGAUCCAGCAGGUCCUUCAGAGCAGCCACCGGAACAUGGACACCUUCCAGGUCAUUGCCAACGAGAUGGCCAAGAGGGGCCACGAGCGGACAGCGCAGGAGUGCCGCACCAAGACCAAGACGAUGCGCCGGGACUACAAGAAGGUCAAAGAGAACAACUGCUCGGGGACAAGGCGCCUCACCUGCCCCUUUUACGACCAGCUGGAGCAGAUUCUGGAUUCCGGAGCGCCACAACCCGCAGGGCAGUCCCAGAGUUACGGACACCAGGAGGAAUCGGGGGGAGAUGAUGGUCCCCUGCGUGGCCUGGAGGAGGGGGGCCCCCACGAGUCUGAGGACUACCACGAGCCCCAGGACUUCUUCGACCCCUCUGCCCAGUUCUCCAUCGAACUCGUCGAUUCGGUGGAUUCCACCACCGUGGUGUGCAAAACAGAGGACGACUCUGAGGAGCCGAUAAGCACCCCUCGGCUGGCCACGGGUAAGUGCCCCCAUUUUUUGUGGUUAUUUAUCAAGACGAGAGGUCAGGUUUCACUUCCCUUCUGUCCCCUCCUCCCUCCCUCUCUCUUUACAAAGAGGAAUAAUUGGGUGUGCAAUGUGGUGACACGAUAGAAGUAUGUGGAUAGAGAGAAGUUUUUCUCCCUCUCUCAUCACACGGGAACCCAGAGGGAAACAUCCAGUGAAGCAGAAUGCUUGGGGUGCUCAGGAGAAACAGAAGAAAGUCCUUCUUUAAAUAACAAUGAUAAUAAUAUAUUAUUUUUAUACCCCGCCCAUCUGGCUGGGUUUCCCUAGCCACUCUGGGCUGCUCCCAACAGAAUAUUAAAAACACAACAAAACAUCAAACAUUAAGAACUUCCCUAAACAGGGCUGCCUUCAGAUGUCUUCUAAAAGUCAGAUCGUUUUUUAUUUCCUUGACAUCUGAUGGGAGGGCGUUCCACAGGGUGGCUGCCACUACCGAGAAGGCCCUCUGCUUGGUUGCAUGUAACCUCACAUCUUGCAGGGAGGGAAUUGCCAGAAAACCCUCGGAACCGGACCUCAGUGUCCGGUCUGAACGAUGGGGUGGAGACGCUCCUUCAGGUAUACUGGGCCAAGGCUGUUUAGGGCUUUAAAGGUCAGCAACAACACUUUGAAUUGUGCUCGGAAACGUAUUGGGAGCCAAUGUAGGUCUUUCAGGACCGGUGUUAUGUGGUCUCGGCAGCUGCUCCCAGUCACCAGUCUAGCUGCCGCAUUCUGGAUUAGUUGUAGUUUCCGGGUCACCUUCAAAGGUAGCCCAACAUAGAGCGCAUUGCAGUAGUCCAAGCAGGAGAUAACCAGAGCAUGCACCACUCUGGCGAGACAGUCUGCGGGCAGAUAGCGUCUCAGCCUGCAAACCAGAUGGAGCUGGUAAACAGCUGCCCUGGACAUAGAAUUAACCUGUGCCUCCAUGGACAGCUGUGAGUCCAAAAUGACUCCCAGGCUGCUCACCUGGUCCUUCAGGGGCAGUUUCCCCGCUUAGGACCAGGGAGUCCCCCACACCUGCCCGUCCCCUGUCCCCUAAAAACAGUACCCCUGCCGUGUCAGGAUUCAGCCUCAAUCUGUUAGCCGCCAUCCACCCUCCAACUGCCUCCAGACAAUCACACGGGACAUUCACGGCCUUCACUGGUUCUGAUUUAAAAGAGAGGUAGAGCUGGGUAUCAUCCCUCUUUACAGUUAAACUGUGGAAUUUGCUCCCACGAGAGGCAGCAAUGGCCGCCAUCUUGGAUGGCUUUAAGAGACAAACUCAUGAAGGAGAAUAAGGCUGGCUGCUACCCCUGAUGGUUGUGUUCUGCCACCACUGUCGGAGGCAGUGCGUCUCUAAAUACCAGUUGCCAGAAACUGCAGAAGGGGAGAGAGUGCACUGCUGCAAACAGGUACUUCUUCUGGACUCCCCAUCUUGUCAGCCAUGUUAAGAGAAGGAUGCUGAACUGGGUGGGCCAUUGACUCUUCUUAUAUCCUUAUCUCUGAAGUCUUCUUUGUGGUUUCGUUCUGGCCUUCUGCUUUAGUUUUAGCUUAUGAGCCAGUUUCCCAGUUUGUACUUUCCUCCUCCUGUGGGAAACCCAGCCUUGAGCUAAUUUGAGAGGACGCAGAAUUUUCAGGUCGAUAAGAUCAGCAAAUCCUCUAGCUCUUCCUCCUGCUGUUUGGCCCAGCGCUCCAUGCAUGACCUGGUUAGCCCAGCGUUGCCGUCAUCUAAAUCCUGUGUUUGGCAUAUUAAAAUUAAAUCCAGCCAUUCUGCAGCUGCUUGUCUCGGGGAAUUAUCUCUCCCCCACCCCAGCAGUUGCUCACCGCUGUUUUAAGCCACCUAAGUUUAGCGGCUGUCAUGGGCUGGCCGGACGCAGAGGAACGGUAGGCAGAACCAGCUGGGGAACCCACAGGGGAAGAAGGUUCAGAGCCCAGGGAGUGGUGGUGGGAUGACAAUGAGGGAGAAGAGGGAGAAGACUGUGUUGGAAGCCAAAGAGGUAACAGGGCUUAGUGAGCGGGGACAGUCUGUGGCAGAGAGAAGUCUAGACUCAAGCAGAAGUUGAAGCAGGAGAGGAGGAAGGCCAAGAGGCAGAGAUGGGUCAGGUGUCUCCCCCUCCUGCUGCAAGAAGCUCCCCUCUGAUUCCCAGAACCAGGAGAGACAUGAAAAGGGCGGAGGGAGAAGUAAGCUUCACGCAGGCUUGCUUGAUUCUCAGAUUUGUCAGAUUUGCUUGAUUUCUCAGAUUGCUUAGGUAAAACCCUGGAGAGGAGGGGAGGCAGGGACCUUCAAUCUCAGCAACUGCUUCAUGGGCCAACACCUGCCGGAGAUGAGUUGCUGUACUCAUUAGGCCUGACACUCCUGUUUUUGCUAAUCAAGAAUUAAUUCCAUCUUGUUUGGUGUGAUUUACUGCUGUCCGUGGCCUUUGCUAAGGCUAUCAGCAGCCUCAGCAUUGCCUCAAAGCAACUCAUGCAGUUAAAAAAAAGAAAUAGCGAAAGCAUUAUAAUCAGACAUAAAAACGGCAGUAAACAAGAGCUAAAAUUGUCAUCUGACAAAAUGCUUAAAAGGACUAAGUCCUACCCAUGCUGCUUAAAGGAUGAGCGGAACAAAGGCCACUGACAUAUCUGAUGGGGGAAAUAAGAAUGCCUUUGCCUGUUGACUGAAAACAGACAGCAGUGGUGCCAGGUGAGCUUCCGUGGGGAGAGCAUUCCACAAACGAGGAGCCACCACUGAAAAGGCCGUUCCCAUGUCAACACGUUCCACACAUCCCUCAGUGGCAGGGGAACACACAGAGCCUCUGAUGGUGAACGCAAGGUCUGAGUUGGUUCGGGUGGAAAGAGGCGGUAUAUUGCGAUGCAAAAUUAUAUUCAAUGCCCUUCCCUUUGUUUUUUAGAAGCCGAUCAUUUGCUCAGCCCCUUGCCACCUGCCCCGCCCAGUCUCCCUGGCAGCCCAGCCACCACUGGCUCCACAGCAGGUAAGAGGGAAUGCGGAAUGAAUUUCGUAUGCCGAAUGGUGAUGUUUAAUGAAUGAAUUCAGAGUGCUGAAUGAAUUCUGCAGAGCCACAGGGAGUUGGAUGGGACCUUAGAGGUCGCCUGGUCUUUUCCAGGAAGUUGGCAUGUUGACUACUUUAAAAAUCCACAUCCAGAGAGUGGGUUUAAUAUUAGCAGGGUCGGGGAAGCUGUGGCCUUCCAGAUGUUCCUGGACUACAACUCCCAUCAUCCCCGGCCUCUGAGGGUGGUGAGAGUUGGCGCAACAUCUGGGAGGGCCACAGGCUCCCCAUCCCAGCUCCUUCAAGCGAUGCUCAUAAGCUUGACCGUCCCCUUCCCAGAAUCCCUUGCAGCCUUUCAAAAUGCCCUCACUCUGCUUUUGUGUUUCUCCCCCUCCCCGCUUCCCAAAUUGCUCCCAGACGUGCACCCGACCCCUUGCCACAGCCCCUUGCCUGGGCCGACGGGCCUCUCAGCUGCCGAACGCCUCGCCAACAUCCGGAACCGGCACAAGAAGACCAGGAACGAUUUGGCCGCGGAGCUGGCGAUGGCAGCAGACCUGCGGAUGCAGGCGGCUACUGACAGGAUCCUUUCCGCCCUCGACGGCUACGCCAAAGCAGACCUGGAGGACCGCGAGAAGGACAGGGUGGGCACGGAGCAGAUCAUUGCCAUCAUGCAACGGCAGACAGAACUUCUGGAGCUGCUCAUAUGGCAGCGGCAGUCAUCCGCUCCGGCGGCCGUGUCCACUGCCCCCUCACGCCAAGCAUGGCCGCCACGGACGGCCCAAUCCAGCCACCGGCCUGCAGGCCCUUCUUCCUCCCGCCUGGGCGUCCCCAGGCGGCCUUUGACACCCAGGGCCCGUACCAGGAGAAGGCCUCAGAACUACAGCCCUUGACUCUCGCCUUUUGCAAUCCCCUACAAGAGCUUGUGGUUGUCAGCUUGCCGUGUUUCAUUCUUUACUUCGGUUAACCUCUUGGGAGUUGUUUUCUCUUCCACACACACCCCAUGCUUUCCCAUUAGGGUUAAAAAGAGAGCGCUGUCAACAAACCGAAGGCUUCGUCCUAACAGCCGUUUGUUCUGCCAUUGCCGAAAGCUAACAAAAACCCUAUUUUUAAAAAUAAAGUAUUUUCUUUCUUUUUUAAUAAACUUCGAGCCCCGGCAUCAAGUUAAAAAAGAAAGAAGGCAAAAAGUGAACCAGUUGGCUGCUGUUUCUGGUGGG
Molecule: messenger RNA, 12083 nt
Organism: Podarcis lilfordi (Lilford's wall lizard)
Lineage: Eukaryota; Metazoa; Chordata; Lepidosauria; Squamata; Lacertidae
Source: the annotation of a GenBank genome assembly